Gastrolobium bilobum is the source of this 1413-nucleotide messenger RNA. Its product is annotated as OBERON-like protein. Lineage: Eukaryota; Viridiplantae; Streptophyta; Magnoliopsida; Fabales; Fabaceae. The transcript is spliced from 4 exons. Bases 1 to 1413 code for a protein of 470 amino acids. The record is from RefSeq and is a predicted model, not a curated record.
AUGGAGGCUGACGGGAAUAACAAUGGUGGCGCUCACAACAAUUUAUGGAAUCUUACACCGGUGGCGGCACACCAAUCCGGCAAAGGCUUGCCUUAUGCGCCGGAGAAUUGGCCUAAUUCCGGCGAUGUUUGGGGGUGGAGAACAGGUAAGAGAGUUGCUGCGAUUGGCCAUUUUCUAGACCGGUACCUGUAUCCUCCAACUCGUCUUUGUGACGCCGCCAAACUGAGUCCCAAGCAGCGUGGCAUCGCUAGCAAGCUUUCGCUUGAACGCUACAUCAAAGAAUUCUUCCCUCACGUUCACCUCAAUGAUUUCUUCUCAUUAUUCAGUUGGAAGAUCCCUUCUCUGCACCAUGGCAAUGCAAAGACUAUUGCUUCUGUACCUCUUCCACAGUUUGCAUUAGCAAAACAGUCAGAAUCUGAUUUCCCAUCUUACAUUGUUGGAUGUAAAGCUAGGAAUCCAAUGUGCAGCGGUCUAAUUUUGGAGGAACAAGAAGAAGAAAAAUAUUCACCAGCCAUGCCUUGUGAUAUCUGUUGUACUGAACCUGGUUUUUGUCGUGAUUGUUGCUGCAUUCUUUGUAGCAAAAUCGUUAAUUCAGCUUAUGGUGGCUAUAAUUACAUCAAGUGUCAAGUAAAGAUUGGCGACAAUAUAUGUGGGCAUGUUACUCAUAUAGAAUGCGCUCUUCGAUGUCGCAUGGCUGGCACAGUUGGAGGAAGUAUUGGAUUGGAUGCUGAGUACUAUUGCCGACGCUGUGAUGGGAGGACUGAUCUGAUUUCUCAUGUUGAUAAACUUCUGCAAACAUGUGAAGCCAUUGAUAUGGAGAGUGAUCUUGAGGAAAAGAUUUUAAAUCUUUGUUUUUCUCUACUGUGUGGUUCACAGAAAGCCAUUGCAAAGGAGCUUCUGAGUCAUAUUGAAUUGGCCAUCUCAAAGGUUAAAUGUGAGACUAAUGCUGAAGAUAUCUCGAAUGUGGAUGACAAUCUUAUAGCUCAUUUUGCAGGCUUCUCAGAUAAUGACAGUGAUGCGAUGGAUGUAACAGACAAUGAAAGCCCUUCAGAUGUUGGAAUAGGGGCAGAAUCUUCUGGUUUUAUGUCUGAUUCAUUAAAACUUGAGGCUGAGAUUGAUGAGGUACUCCAGGCUCUUAGAAAGUCACAGGAGUUUGAAUAUAACAUGGCAGCAGAAAGACUCAAUGCACAUAAGAAUUAUUUACAAAAUUUGUACCAACAACUGGACAGAGAGAAGUCUGAAGAAGCACGUCUACACCGCUCAUCUCGAUCUCGUUCAGCCUUGGUUCACGCUGUUGCAGAAAGAAAGGAACAAAUAAGGCUGGAAGUCAUAAAAUUUGAAGAUAUGAAGAAGGUAGCCAAUGGUUUUGGCAGCACAUCCAAAGAUAUCUUAAAGGAACGUUUUGGCCUAUAA